AUCCACCACCUUUACAUCAUCGAUUUCGGCCUCAGCGAGUCAUACUGGUCGAGGAGGCACAUCUGCAUGACGACCAAGAACAGUAUGGUGGGUACCGCCCGAUACGCCUCCAUCAGCACGCACAAGGGCAUCAAUCAGACACGCCGAGACGACCUGGAGGCCUUGGCGCACAUGCUCAUCUACUUCCUCCGAGGCGCUCUGCCCUGGUCGGGGCUCAAGGGAGCUAAGACCGAGCAAGAGAAGUACCGGAUGAUUGGAGAUAGGUGGCUCUUCCUCAUGGGCCUCCGGGAUGGAGAAGAUUACUGGAGCCUCCAACCAGUACUACCUGAGCGAGAUCGACGACACCGUGAAGACGACCUCAAGAGCCUUCCGGCCAGGGACUUGCCUGUUAUGAUGGCUGCCUUGCUCAGGGUACUGUCGAUGCUCAUGGUGGAGUGCUCCCAACUGCUGCUGGUACACCCACAGACGAGGCCCGACGAUGAGGUCCUUGUGGAAGUUCAUGAUGACGAGGAACGUGAAGAGGAGGAGUCUAUCUACAUGCAAGGCCGCAUGGUCGUUGGGAAGCGCAAGCGCCUGGAAGCCCCGGAGGAGGAUGACCGUCUUGAAGAGGACCGGCUUCGACAAGCACGAGAUGAACAACGGCGCCAAGAAGAGGAACAUGACCGGGAGAUGGAGGAGCAAGCGGAGCAGGACGAGCGCUUGUACCAGGCCCACCAGGGUGCAAUCUACAAGGAUUGGGAGAAUUGGGAAGUUGCCCACUAUGUUCCGGGGCCUCCGAGACAGAGGAUGGUGACAGUCAGUGUCAGGCAGACUUUAGGGAAUGGCGAGUUGGCUUGUCACAAUCUCCAGUGCUGCCUGCCUCAUGGACGAGGGCUUCCUAGUGUCGCGAUCUCGAUGGAGGAUGUGGUGGGAACCGAGCCGAGUUCUUCGGGUCCGUCGCAGCCGGCUUACCCGGACCUUGCAGAGAAUUACCAGCGGUGGAAGCAGGGACAACUGGAGGACUCCUGGGUGUCGUCGGCACUCGGUGCUGAGAUCUUGUGCCUCUACCAUGCGCAGCUGCUUGCGGAUGAAGAGGGCUGCGCUCUUGCUCCGGGGGAAGGUGGUGGACGAGAUCUGGGUGCGGACAUGGUGCCUUCGACUACGGUGACGCAAGUGAUGGAAGACAGUGUUGUUGAGAGUGUGCCUGCUUGUGAUCCUCUCUCUCGCAAUGGUGGCUGA
Molecule: messenger RNA, 1218 nt
Organism: Symbiodinium sp. CCMP2456
Lineage: Eukaryota; Dinophyceae; Suessiales; Symbiodiniaceae
Source: the annotation of a GenBank genome assembly